AUGGGGACAGAAGAUUUCCUCACCAUCUGCAAGACAUCUCUGCAUGACAGCCAGCCCAGCAAGGACCAGGAAUUGCCAUUUCACUUCUUGCAGAAGCUCUUAACUAUGGAUUAUCAGGUGAGGUACCUGACUUGCAGGGAUGGGAGCAACUCAGGACUUACUCCCGUGCCAGAAACCACAGAGCAAGAGCGCAAACCCUCAGACUCCUUUGAAAACUUUCUCCAUGGUUUAAAGAGAGCAUCCCCUGCAGCUGCAACCAGGGGGGGGCACGUGCACCCAAUGGACCUGCAGAUGGCAAUUUUCCACUGUGCUGAUGACUUUAUGAGACAGUCCAUUGCAACCAAACUCGCCUUCUGCCAGCUGGCACUGCCUCUGCUGGUGCCCAAGCCAGGCACUGCCCAGAUCGAGUUCCCCCUCUGGGCCCUCAGCCAAAUCAAAAGGAGCUGGAAGGAGGUGGAGAAGUCGGGACAGCAGCCCAGAAUGAAGAGUUACAAUAACAAAUUCAUUUGUCAGGCAGAGACACCCAUCGUGUCCUUCAUCCGCAUUGGCACCUCUGCCUCCUCUUCCAAGUCCCACCUCCUCAGUGCUCUGCUGAGCAAACAUAGACACAACACUUUUUUCCACCGCCAUUGCCGAGGCAGCACCAGAGAGUGUUUGCUGAUGGGAGGUGUUGUGGAGAUCGCCUGGUACUGUCCCCGGGGAAGCCCGGAUGACACCUUUGAGCACUGUGUGGCUUUCUGUAACCUGCAUGGAGACGCCAGGGAUCACAGAGCACAGCUGCAGUUCUUACAGGAGAUCUCUGCUGUGAACGUGGCUCUUGUAUCCGAGUCUGAGCACAUGGACGACAGAGGGAGCAAACUUCUGCGUGACCUGUGGCAGUCGCAAAGGCCUCUGGUUUGUCUUCUCACUGAACAAGAGACAGCUGCAGCUGGACAAUCCAGCAAAAACAUAACAAUAGGGAUCAAGAACAGAAACGAAGAAGAAAUGUUGGAGGAGCUGAGCAAAACAAUCGGGAAUCUCCUGGAAGGGUCCAACCCACGUUUCAGCCUGGACGGCUGCCUGGACAAAGCUCGCCAGCACGGAUUCUUAGUGGAUGAAGAUCGACCCGAGUGUGCGACAGCCAAAGCAAAGGCAACGGAGCUGGUGACCCUUCUGAAGAAAGAGAAACUGUCUGAGAUCAAGUCCAAGCUCCUGCCUCUUCAAGGAAAACUGUGGCACCAGUGGUGCAAAAAGGACAAAGAACUCACGCGCUUGCAGGAGAAGGGGAACAGGAGCAUCGAGCACCAUCGCAGCCAAAUUGAAACCGAGAAGGCAGCAAUAAGAAGAAAGCAACUAGAGCAAGCUUUCCCCCUCAACCAACUGAUGAAACUAUUCCUUGGCUUUCUCCAUUCACAGGCAGCAGAUACCCAGAAAUACUUCCUGCAGUGGAUGAAGGUCUUUAUGGACGACCUGUCCUCUGGUCGCCUCUCUGAUGAAAUCAAAGAUUCCUCCAUUGGCCUUGAGCACCUUUUGAGAGAGGUAGGCCAGAUUUAUGAAGCUUUCCAAUCAAUGAGCUCAGAGCAUGAAAAUGUUGUCUACCUGCCCAAAAUUGCAGCAGAUCUGAUGGUUUCGGGGUAUCCUGUGGAGCUGAUGGAUGGGGAUGCUUCUUACGUCCCCCUGCGCUGGGUGGGAGCAAUCUUUGACAGCCUAAUUGAGAGGCUGGGGGACAAACGAGUGUUUGUUCUCUCCGUGCUCGGCCUCCAGAGCACAGGGAAGUCAACCCUGCUGAGUGCCCUGUUUGGGCUGCAGUUCAACGUCAGCGCGGGGAGAUGCACCCAGGGAGUGUUUAUGCAGCUCCUUCCACUGGACGAACAGCUGCAGCAGGACUUGGACUUUGAUUACAUGCUGGUU
Empidonax traillii (willow flycatcher) is the source of this 1890-nucleotide messenger RNA. RefSeq names its product interferon-induced very large GTPase 1-like. The annotation marks the transcript as partial. Lineage: Eukaryota; Metazoa; Chordata; Aves; Passeriformes; Tyrannidae. The record is from RefSeq and is a predicted model, not a curated record. The transcript has 2 exons. Gene Ontology annotation, molecular function: GTP binding.